AUGUCUUCCAUCUUUGCCAAGGUUAGUCAGAAGACUAAGAUACCAUUUUCAGAAAUGUUCGAGGGUAAUUUCACGCCUGUCGAAAACUACGGCAAAGGCGGACAUAAUUACACCAUCAGAUAUCAAACAUUCAAAUAUUGGCACGAGAUAUUCAUUAGUGUCAUAGUCGCUGAGAUGACUCUGCAGGGACUCAUCCAGCGCUCCGACGGCAUAGAAAAAAAGCUUGCACAGCCAGUAUCCACUGCAGAGGAUAAAUCAAAGGUGCAGGAAUGGGAGGAAGAGCUGCAGUGCGUUCAGAGAGAGAUAUUCAUCCAACAGCGCAAGCUAUACGAAGGUGAAGCCUUUCUUCCUCACCGACCUCUGAAGCAGAUGUAUGACCCCCUCAGAGAGAAUUGA
Messenger RNA from Penicillium griseofulvum, 396 nucleotides. RefSeq lists its product as uncharacterized. The record is from RefSeq and is a predicted model, not a curated record. NCBI's taxonomy places the organism in Eukaryota, Fungi, Ascomycota, Eurotiomycetes, Eurotiales, Aspergillaceae. The transcript has a single exon. Bases 1 to 396 code for a protein of 131 amino acids.